Molecule: messenger RNA, 1690 nt
Organism: Magnolia sinica
Lineage: Eukaryota; Viridiplantae; Streptophyta; Magnoliopsida; Magnoliales; Magnoliaceae
Product: clathrin heavy chain 1-like
Exons: 11
Coding region: 561-1007 (148 amino acids)
Biological process (GO): intracellular protein transport; receptor-mediated endocytosis
Cellular component (GO): clathrin complex; plasma membrane; clathrin coat of coated pit
Molecular function (GO): structural molecule activity; clathrin light chain binding
Source: RefSeq, a predicted model, not a curated record
UACAAUUUCGGUCUUUUUUUAGGUUCUUGUCAUACUGAACUAAUUUAUUUUGAUAUUCUUGCCUACAUUUAGGUUUAAUAAUGUUGAAGAACAACCCAACAUACCUUGUCCAAAGAGGCAUAUUCCAAUUACUAAAAUAGAGCAACGUAAAGAGGUGCAAUGAUUUGGAAGCUUAUGUGGGAAUUGUUUUCACAGUCAGAAUUGUCUAAUCAACACUUCAUUUUCUUGAAAGUUUACUCAACAGGUCCGCACCGUGAGAGUAGAGAAGCGCCUGAAUGAGAUAGUGAAUAGGUUGAACAAGACAAAAGUCGAAAGGAAGCCUGACUUGAAAGUUCACUGGGACUGAAUAGACCUCUUCUAAGUUCUCAACUUAUGGCUUCUGCAAGCUUCCUGGAAUAUGUCCUGUACUCUAUAUGGUGUUAUAAGCCACUCAUGUUAUGUGCUGUUUAUGCAGCUGAGCAGGAAGCAGUGAAUUACAAGGAUAUCAAUGAGGAAUUCCUACAAAGGGUUACGGAGAAUACCCGUCAAUAUCUGGCUGAGGUUUUGGCAAGAUCAGCGGCAUGGCUUGGAAGAGGCCUUUCUUGUGUUUGUGCUCAAAGAGGAGAGAAAGAUGCCAGUUCAUAAGGCCACAGCUGGUGAAGGGGAAUAUGCAGCUUUUUCCUGUGGAUCAGCAGCGUAGUCAAGCUCUUGAAGCACAUGCUGCAUCAUUUGCUUCACAAAAGGUUGCUGGAAAUGAAAACCCUUCCAUUCUUAUUGCCUUUGCCUCAAAGACCACCAAUGCAGGACAGAUUACAUCAAAGUUACAUGUGAUUGAAGUUGGUGCUCAGCCAGGUAAACCUGGUUUCACAAAUAAACAAGCGGAUCUUUUCUUCCCUCCAGAUUUUGCUGAUGACUUCCCAGUGGCAAUGCAGGUAAGAUUUCUGUUGUUGGCAAUGAAUACAAUGAGGAUAACAAACCCUCAUAACCUGACAGUCGAAUAUCAAAACAUCAAGCAGAAAGAGAAAUAGUACUCCCCCCCAGAAAGAAUCACCUCAAUUCAAGAGGAAGCAAGCCGCAUCUAUUACUAGAGCAGAAGAGGAUGGCAUACUUGUGGGGGAUGGUAUUGAUUAUGAGGUUCCUGGCAAAGGCCUAAACCGAAGUUCUAUUUUAGAAGACAUGGAAAGCCUAUUUUAAAGGAAGCGCUGAAAUUAGCCAAUACAUGUGGCUAGCCUGAAUCUCACUAGGGUCCAAGCAGUUGCGUUAAAUCAACAUGUGACAGUCUUCUUAAUAGGUCUUUUCAUCACUUGAUGGUCAUGGUAAGAGAACACCAUCUCACUUUUGAACUUUUCCUGCUACCUAUUUACCUUACAAGAAUUGUACUUUGCAUUAGGCAACAAACAGGCCAGAUUGGCCUGUGGGUUCGAGACCUGACCUGAAUGGGUUGGACUUGAGCCUAAUAUAGACCCACUCACAGGCGUAGCCCUAAUUUAAAAUGGGUGGCCUUAAGCGUAGGUUGGGUCAGUCUAUAGUUUAGCUAACUCCACCUACUUUUGAGGUGGGUUUCGACUAAACUAAUGGGAUAGUGGGUCAGGUUCAAGCUAGAAAUAUGUCCGUUUAAGUAAAUGGGUCAGGCUUGUGUUGAACCUUACCUGCUUGCAUAGGUUAGGUGAUUAAUGGGUUGAGCUAGAUGACUCGAGUUUACUCAACUCAA